GGGGGGGGGCACUGUUUGUCUAUGUAUUUAUGAUGGCUUCCACUGAGUAAUGUAUUUACCACUACUAGUGUCUAAAGGACAGCAGCAAGCUGCAGAUUUACUGCAUCCAUAAAGCUCAGUGUUUAAGUGCCUCAAGGUUUGACAGUAACAGAUGCAAUAAGACACAGCUGAGAUACUCUAUUAAAAAAUUAAGAGUGGAAAGCCACUGCAACACACAUUUAUAUAUACCACAAUCUUGAGAAAUUGUGCAGCAUUGGAAACAAAAUAUUUCUGGCAUUCUGGUGUCAUAUAUAUACACAAACUAUUAAAAAUGUGUUUAAAGAUUGUCUCAUGUGCCAUUGUGUUUGUUAAUUAUACAGUAAACUGCUCACAUACAAAUAAAUAUUAUGCUCGCAUAAAUAUUCUGGCUGAGACCUGUCCUGUCUCAGAUGUGCACGUAAAACAAGAGGAUCAUGAAUGAAGCUCUGUGAUUCUUGCAUUAAUACAAAAAAGAAACAGGAUUUAUUCAAACCAGUUUUAAGAUGUCAAAAGGCAGUGAAUAAAGACUUUGUGCACUGUCUGUUUCACCUGGUCAUUUUUGCAUUCAGUAUGUUGGCUUCAGUCUAAUUGGCAUGGCAUUAUUUAGAUGCAUUCCCAUCGCUUUAAAUAAAUAAAUUUUAUUUGAAAUUAACAGAAAAUCUGACAAGGUUUUUGCUUGUUAUGCUUACUUUCAAUACAGACUUUGACAUGUCGAGGUUCUCUUAUAGUAAGCUCAUAUCUCCGAUGGUCCCGAAAGAAGCCCUAUUCCUAACAUUGUGAUAAAUGGGCUUCAAUGUAUUCCAACGGGGCGCCCCUCCUGGCCAAUCAGGGUGUCUGCAGCAGCUUCGACACCACCCCCCAGCGGCCGCACAGGCGCACUGAGCUCCCAACUGCCAUUUUGUGGCAGAGGCUACUCUGCUAAAGCGGGAGAAGGAUUAAAACAAACUGCGAAGAAGCCUGCAUUUCUCACCAGCCUGUUAAACUUUGUAGCGCAGACUCUCUGCUUUCUGACGAGUUAAACAGGAAGAGAAACACACAAAAAGAGGUUGGCAGGGACAGUCAGGUAGCCGACAUUUGAUUCAGCAAAGCUCAGGGCUUUCAGGAGGAAAGCAAAAGGGAGAUCACCUGUAUCACAGCCCUGCAUGCUGCAGCCCAGUGGACAGAAAUCAUGAAAACAGUCAAUUUAUCAUUGUUAUUCCAGUUCCUACCGAGAAUGGACGGAGGGCCAACAGAGGGUGUAGGUGUGGUGGAGGUCCCCGGCAAAGACUUCCCCUCCAUCCAGGCCGUUCACAGCCAGGAUGCCAUGGUGGCAGACCUCCUCCAGCAAGCUGCAGAGGCCGGGGGCGUGGUAGAGGGACAAGCAGGAGUCAUCCUGGAACAAGGUCACGGGGACGGAAUGGUAACAGCCACUCAGGCCCAGCAGCAGCUGAUGGAAGCUGGGGUUGGGGUUGGUGUGGAUGGUGGAGCAGGGGUUGAAAUGAUGGUUAUGGACUCACUGGAUCCCACCCUGUUGCAGAUGAAGACUGAGGUGAUCGAUGCUGCAGUGGGCGGAGCAACGACUGUGGGCGUUGUUGGAGGGGUAGCGGGUGGUGCUCACCAAGCAACUGUAACAACAGUGGACCAGACGCAAAUCAUAACACUACAGGUGGUAAACAUGGAGGAGCAGGCAGCUCUGGGUCUGGGAGAGCUGCAGCUGGUCCAGGUACCUGUUUCUGCCACCACUGUGGAGGCCCUGCAGCAAGGCACCUUUGUAGACACCACUGCUAUGCCAAAGGACGGAGACCCGGUCAUUUGCCACACCCUCCCGCUGCCGGAAGGCUUUCAGGUAGUUAAGGUUGGCGCUAAUGGGGAGGUGGAGACAGUGGAGCAGGAGGAGGGAGGAGAAGCCCCCCCUGAAGAGGAGGAAGAUGAGGAGGUGGGGACCCAGCUGAUGGAAGAAGGGGAGGAUGAACCCAUUCAUCCUACGAAUGAAGACUCAAACUGGGCUAAAGACCCGGACUAUCAACCCCCAAGUGGAACUAUCAAGAAGACCAAGAAGGGUAAAAAGAGUCGCCUGCGUUAUGCUGAAGGAGAUAAGGACAUGGAUGUCAGUGUCUAUGACUUUGAAGAGGAACAGCAGGAGGGGCUUCUGUCUGAGGUCAAUGCUGAGAAAGUGGUGGGCAACAUGAAACCACCCAAACCCACCAAGAUCAAAAAGAAAGGAGUGAAGAAGACGUUUCAGUGUGAGCUGUGUAGCUAUACGUGCCCUCGACGGUCCAACCUGGACAGACACAUGAAGAGCCACACAGACGAAAGACCUCACAAAUGUCACCUGUGUGGAAGAGCCUUCAGGACAGUCACGCUGCUAAGAAACCAUCUCAAUACACACACUGGAACUCGUCCCCACAAGUGCACAGACUGCGAUAUGGCUUUUGUGACUAGUGGAGAGUUGGUUCGUCAUCGUCGCUAUAAGCACACACAUGAGAAACCCUUCAAAUGCUCCAUGUGUGACUACGCCAGUGUGGAGGUGAGCAAAUUAAAGCGUCACAUUCGUUCCCACACCGGUGAGCGUCCAUUCCAGUGCAGUCUUUGCAGCUACGCCAGCAGAGACACAUACAAGCUGAAGAGACACAUGAGGACACACUCAGGAGAGAAGCCUUAUGAGUGCUACAUCUGCCAUGCCCGAUUCACCCAGAGUGGAACCAUGAAGAUGCACAUUCUGCAGAAACACACAGAGAAUGUGGCCAAAUUUCACUGUCCACACUGUGACACUGUCAUCGCACGCAAAAGUGACUUAGGUGUUCAUCUUCGUAAGCAGCACUCAUUUAUUGAGACUGGAAAGAAGUGUCGUUACUGCGACGCUGUUUUCCACGAGCGCUAUGCUCUGAUCCAGCAUCAGAAAUCUCAUAAGAACGAGAAGAGAUUUAAAUGUGACAUGUGUGACUACUGCUGUCGCCAGGAGCGCCACAUGGUCAUGCAUCGUCGAACCCACACGGGUGAGAAACCAUAUGCCUGCAGCCAGUGUGAGAAGACCUUCAGACAGAAGCAGCUGCUUGACAUGCACUUCAAACGCUACCACGACCCCAACUUUGUCCCCACCGCCUUCGUCUGCCCCAAGUGUAGCAAGACCUUCACUCGCAGGAACACCAUGGCUCGCCAUGCUGAGAACUGCAAUGGUGAAGUGGAGGAUGCUGAGAACGGAGCUCCAACCCCAAAGAAAGGAAAGAGAGGAAGAAAGAGGAAGAUGAGGAGCAGGAGAGAUGAGGAUGACAGCGAAGAGGACCACGCUGAACUGGAUGAGGAGGAGGAGGAUGACGGUGAGGGUGAAGGAGAGGAAGAAGCAUCGCUCCUACAGGAAGAGGAGGAGGCAGAAAACAUGGAACUGGACCAGGCGCCUGCUGCCAUCCCUGUACCGGCUCCCGACGAGCCACCGGUCAAGAGAAAACGAGGCCGGCCCCCAAAGAACGCCCCCAAGCCUCCAACACCCAGCAGAUCAGUCAGGGUGGCUGCCAAGGCGGCUGCUUCUGCUGCUGCUAUCAUCCAGGUGGAGGAUGAGAGCACCGGAGCAGUAGAGAACAUCAUAGUGAAGCAGGAGGAUAGCGACGUCUCUGCAGCGACGCCUCUGGAUCAGGGCAUGGCCCUGACCGUGGAGGGGGUAGGGCUGGACGGGGACGGGGUGGAGACUGUUGAGUUGGCUGUAAACGAGGAAACAGCGGCUGCCGCAGCCAACGGUGACCUGACGCCAGAGAUGAUCCUCAGCAUGAUGGACCGGUGAACUCGACACAGCCACACAUGUAGCCGGACUAUGAGUCAAAUUGGCAAACACACAUUAACAUUUCCACAUCCUUGGCCUUCACCUCAUGUACCAUCUGUGUGAGCUUGUAAUGGCAGCCAUUUUGCCUCCAUUGAAGUGGCAGCA
This is a messenger RNA of Etheostoma spectabile (orangethroat darter), 3916 nucleotides long. RefSeq names its product CCCTC-binding factor (zinc finger protein) (gene ctcf). The record is from RefSeq and is a predicted model, not a curated record. Lineage: Eukaryota; Metazoa; Chordata; Actinopteri; Perciformes; Percidae. Gene Ontology annotation, molecular function: DNA-binding transcription factor activity, RNA polymerase II-specific; RNA polymerase II transcription regulatory region sequence-specific DNA binding. Gene Ontology annotation, cellular component: nucleus. Gene Ontology annotation, biological process: regulation of transcription by RNA polymerase II.